GGCAACAUGGCGUCUCCCGACGUGCACGUCCGAAUAUGUGAACAAGAAAUAUUAAAAUAUGACCUGGAGGUCAAGGCUCUCAUCCAGGAUAUCAACGAGUGCAGAGGUCCUCAAAGCAAGUUAACAGAACUAAACACACACGUGAAAAAAAGUUUCCACAAUCUACGACUGCGCAUACAAAAUUUAGAGCAGAUGGCGAUGGAGCAGGACAAAGAGUCCGACAAGCAAGCCUUGAUUAUCCAGGUUGAGGGACACAGGAAACAAAUGCUCAGCAACCAGACCGCCUGGAGGAAGUCGAACCUGGCCAGCAAGUUGUCAAUCGACAAUAUGGAGAAGCAGGCGCUCCUUAAUGGAGCUGAUAGUGGCGCGAGACAGAGAAAGACCACCAAAGAAGGCCUGGCCCAAACGUCUAGUGACAUUACAAAGAAUUUGAUGAGCAUCAGUCGAAUGAUGGCCCAACAGGUGAAUCAAAGCGAGGAGACCAUGACAACAUUAGCAACGUCAUCCCGGACCAUUCAAGAGACCAAUGAUGAAUUCAAGACAAUGACUGGGACCAUUCAGCUCGGGAGGAAGCUCAUCACCAAGUAUAACCGCAGGGAGCUCACUGAUAAACUGCUCAUCUUCCUCGCGCUGGCACUCUUCCUCGCCACAGUCUUCUACAUCUUAAAGAAAAGACUUUUCCCCUUCUUUUGAAGAGUACAAGUCAUAACCACAUUGCAGCACCUUCCCAGGCGAGCACAGACAAAUUCAAAUGCAUGUUGGGUUGCUCCUGCUCACUGUCAUCACACAAAAAAAAGGUUCUAUUUUAUUUUUAAGAUGGACUUGAAGCGUAACGUGUCUUAAACUGGCAUUCGUGCCACCUGCUUUCUUGUGAUGCCAAAAUCAACCACUGUGAUAAGUAUGAAAUCUGUCAAUAUACUUGAAGCUAUACUUCCUAAGAUUAAAAAAAAUAUUUUAUUGAAAAAAGCGAGUUUAGCUCUUAUAUGUUUUAACCGUUUAAAGUAACCGCAUUAGCACCUUAAAAUGCACCUGUUAAUCUGCACAUAGCUGCGUAUAGCCGCAAUCAUACGUGAAUAGCGGAGACAGAACAGCACACAUCCCUGUCUUUCUUCAGAUAAGACCCGGAAAAGCAAACUCUCGCCUGCCUGUUUUUCCCUCUCCAGUGUGGGCAGAGGGUGAUGGUGGGGGAUAUUUUUGGUGUGUGUGGAUUUGUUAUCUGACGUUGCCUUUUCAGCACCUCGUAGGAGAGCGUGUCCAGAGAAGCUGCAUGACCUCGCUUUAAGCAUCUCACAUUGCCAUCUUUUGAAAAUUGCGCUUAUUUCAUUAAAAUUACUCAUUAGCAUGGUCUGGAGUUCUUAAUUCAUUGGUUUCAUUGACAGCAAAUUAGCAAUUGAUUGGGAGAGGCUGGUAGCGAAUGAUCGCUGCCAUCCCUCCCAGUCAAAAUGGAUUGGGCAUAUAUCAGCAUCAAUGGUAACUACUGUAUUUUGUCUGUAGUUCAUAAAAAAACGACAGUUUCUUACAUAAUAUUACUAACAUUGCAGUUUUGUGUUUACAUAAAUCUGUAAUUUGCCUAAAACUUUUUAUUUUCUAAAACUGAUAAGUCUUUGUCCUACAUGUAAGCAUUAGUCAAGGUCAUGUAUUGUACAGCCAUCUCUCCACCGGCUGCAGCCAUUCAACAAGUUAAGUGAGUGUACAUGUAACUGACAGCAGGUUGUAAAAUACGUAAACUACUAACAACCUUUUAACCUUAUUUAAGCACAUUGAAUGAAGUCUCAUAAUAGCCACUUGAACGUUUUAACGAGACACAAGCCAUAUGUAUGAGGCUGAGGGCGGACACCCCCUUCUUAUGGGUAAACUUGCUCUUGCUCUUUUGAAUACAAAUGACAUUUUAAGUUUUUUUUUGUGCCCACAGCAGAAAACCAUUUUUGUUGAAAAAGGUCUAAGAGCUGCUUUAGGUGCAGAAUCUGUUUUUCUCUAUCACUUCAAGUUUUUAACGAUGUAGUAUUGCCAAUUUCUUAAAAAUGCAUAUGGAAAAAAACUUAACAUUUGUACUCGUUUUAUUUAAAAAAAAAAAAAAAAAAUUGACAUGCAAUGAAAAAUUAAAAAGAAAUGUUCAUUUAGCCAUAUAUCUCAAGGUAUGGCAACUUCAUGAUUGUGCAAGUAGUAACCUGUGGAGAAAGAAACUGACUGCCUGACUGUGUAGCUGACUGCAAUGUUGUCAUAACUUUUAAUAAGCUAAUACGUUUUUCUUAACCCCCCAAAUUGUUCAGUGUAAUUAACUAGAACAGUGAGAAAACUGACCUAUGGUCUUUUGCU
Molecule: messenger RNA, 2316 nt
Organism: Corythoichthys intestinalis (scribbled pipefish)
Lineage: Eukaryota; Metazoa; Chordata; Actinopteri; Syngnathiformes; Syngnathidae
Gene: bnip1a
Product: BCL2 interacting protein 1a
Exons: 6
Coding region: 7-693 (228 amino acids)
Biological process (GO): retrograde vesicle-mediated transport, Golgi to endoplasmic reticulum
Cellular component (GO): endoplasmic reticulum; SNARE complex
Molecular function (GO): SNAP receptor activity
Source: RefSeq, a predicted model, not a curated record